GUCGUUGUUCAAAAUAUUUUCAAUUCCGUUUCAAAAUAUUGUAUCGCGUCGCAUUUCCCCGGUUUGUGUUAAAUUGAACUGUGUUUCUAAAUUUGCCUCACAAUGACAACGAACCGAAAGAAAAAGGGUAACGCGGAGCCCAUGGAAGUCGACGAAGUGGAUGAAAACACGAAUGUGGUUACAAACGGUGGGACUGAUGCGGCCGAUCAAGAGUUCCUUAUAGACGGUGAUGUAGACCGUGUUUCUGAAGAUGAAGAAGGGGGGAUCCGCAUGGGCGGAGUGUAUAUACCGCCAGCGCCGAAGCCGGCGUGCACUUUUGACGCCACAGGGCCUAGACUGAUAAUAACGCAUAUUGUUAAUGAGAACUUUAAGAGCUAUGCUGGUGUGCAGACCCUUGGACCCUUUCAUAAGAGCUUCACCUCAAUCAUAGGCCCCAACGGCAGUGGAAAAAGCAAUGUGAUAGACUCUAUGCUAUUUGUGUUCGGCUACCGAGCCACCAAGAUCCGGUCCAAGAAGAUCUCCGUGCUGCUCCACAAGUCCAGCAAACAUCCGAACAUCACCAGCGCCAGCGUCGCUGUUCAUUUCUGCCAGAUCAUCGAUGGGGAAGGAGAGGAUUUCACCGUAGUCCCGAACAGCGAGAUAGUGGUGUCUCGCACGGCAUUCUCCAACAACUCGUCGUACUACACGCUGAACGGCAGGAAGGUUCAGUUCAAGGAGGUGGGGAAGAUGCUCAACUCGCACGGCAUCGACCUCGACCACAACCGGUUCCUUAUUCUACAGGGAGAGGUGGAACAAAUCGCGAUGAUGAAACCUAAAGCUCAAACUGAGCAUGAAUCCGGGAUGUUGGAAUAUUUGGAGGAUAUCAUAGGGACUUCUAGAUAUAAGGUACCGCUAGAACAGCUGCUCGUAAAAGUGGAAGAGUUCAGCGAGCUUCGUAAAGAGAAACUGAACCGAGUGCGCCUUGUGGAGGCGGAGAAGGCUCAGUUGGAGGCGCCGAUGAGGGAGGCCGUGGAACAGAUGAACCUCACCAACGUCGUUGUGAGGACACGGAAUACGCUGCUGCAGAAAUACAUUCACGAGACGAAUAAGCUGAUCGAGGGAAAGACGCAGUUGUUGAAUGAGUUGCUGGCCGCGUUGGCGGAAAUAGAGGGAAAAGUGAACACAGCUCAAGAAAACCUCAAUGAAAAAACCGCGGUGCUCAGCAACGGGACUAAGAAAUACGACGACUUAUCCAAGAAGAAGGAGGAGUUCAGUCAGAAGCUGUCCGUGUGCAAGAAAAAAGCGGUAACCACACAGGCGGACAUCACGCAAGGGAACAAAAAGAAGAAAAAUCUAGACACACUCAUCGAACAGGAGAAGGGGAAGCUGAUUGAGUUAGAAUUGGUGCCAGAAAAGAACGCCAAGGAAAUAGAAGAUUGCGAGAGUCUGCUGGCCAGACAUCGGGAGAACAAGGUGAAAGCCGAAGAGGAGUUGCAGACGGUCAUGGCCAGUGUCAGGUCCAAAACGCAAGGCCUCCAAGAAACAAAAGACAAGCUGCAAGCAAAGAUGAUCGAGCUAAAGCGGAUCGUAGACGAAGCCAACAAGGACUUCAAACUGAGAGAGUCCGAGCUCAAGAUCUAUCUCAGCACGGAGACGAAAGAGACGGAGAAGCUGGAGAGAAUGAGAGAGAGCUAUGAGAAGGCGGCGAGGGACUUGACUGAGAAGAAAACUCUGCAAGAAGAGCUCGCGUCCACGGUACCGACCAAUGAGAAGCAACUGACGGAUCUUCAGUCGAAGCUACGGAACAUGAAGCAGGAGGAAACCGGUGUGCUCACCGAAGCUAGAACUCUGAGAGCUCAGCUAGAAGAAUCGCGAGCGGCGUUGAACGCGAAUCGAUCACGCGGCAGAGUGCUGGACUCGCUUAUGAAUGAGAAGAAAAAGGGCAAGAUGCCUGGCAUCUUUGGAAGGCUUGGCGAUCUCGGAGGCAUCGACCCAAAAUACGACGUAGCCAUAUCAACUUGCUGCGGUCCAUUGGACAACAUCGUAGUAGACACAGUGAAGACCGCUCAGGCCGCGCUCGACCAUUUACGUCGUCACGACAUCGGUCGAGCCACCUGCAUCACGCUCGAGAAAAUACAACAUCUCGACUAUCAGACUAAGAAAACAUUCCCUGAAAACGUACCACGUCUCUUCGACCUGAUCACAGUUCGUGACGAACGCAUGCUACCAGCAUUCUACUUCGCUCUCCGUGACACCCUAGUAGCGGACAAUCUAGACCAGGCGCGUCGCAUCGCGUACGGCCGACAACGACACCGUGUCGUCACUCUAGCUGGCGAGGUUAUCGAGAUAUCCGGUACCAUGUCGGGCGGCGGUCGGACCAUGUCCCGCGGCCGCAUGGGCAGCUCCGUGCAGCAGGACACCAACGAACAGGACCCCAGGGUGCUGAAGGCUAAUGAGGAACGACUAGCUGCGCUUGAAGAAAGACUAACAGCGUUGCGAGGCGAACACAGUGUGAUAGAGGAGAACGUGGUAUCGCUGCAGCGUAGCACUCGCGAAGGGAAAUCCACACUCAACAAGCUCAACUUCGAACUGAAGAGUCUUGCCGAGCAAGUGCCGCUGUUACAGAACCAAGUGCGACAACAAGAGACCAAAGCGGCCUCGUCCCGUGUCGACGAGGCCCAGAAGGCGCGGCUCGAGGCCGCCGUCGAAGAGGCCAAGGAGGAACUCGACAAGGCCAAACACGACGCUGGCGAGGUUGAGAAGGAAGUCCACGGCGUGGACGCCCAGAUCGCUGCCGUCGCCGGCGGUAAGGUCAGAGAGCUGCAGAAGAGCGUCGACGACCUCUCCAAGAAGAUAGAUAAGGUGUCUAGCGAGAUCACCAAACUGAGGGUCGCUAUUAACACUAGCAAAAGAAACGCCAAAAAGUCCAAAGACAAGAUAGCUCAAAUGGAAGCGGACCUCACAGAGAACGAGAGGAAACUGGAGACUUGGAACAGCGAGAAGAAACAGCUGACCCUCGACAGCGCAGAGCUGCAGAAGUUUAUUGAGGAGCUCGACGAGCAAAUAUCCGACGGUACGGACUCGUUUUCAGAGCUGAAGAAAGAGAUAGCAGCACUACAAGCCAAAAUGAAUAAAUACAAAAGCGAGCAGAUUGAAGCAAAGAACAAUGUGACCAAGAUGGAGAAGAGCAUCGUCGACUUUAGGGCGAAAAUGCCGCAGUUAGAGCGAGACCUACGAAACCUGAAACUAGAAGACCCAGGUAUCGAAGGUGUGCCUGGCAUCGAGCCCCCCGAGCCUCUCGUCACACAUACUUAUGAGGAACUAGAAGAAAUGGCGGUAGACCAACUUAGGGAGCGGUUGACAGCUCAGCAAGGCCGGCUGGGCGAUGCUAAACCUAAUCUCCAGGCCAUACAGGACUACAAAGCGAAAGAGGAAUUGUACCUAAAACGGGCGGCCGAGUUGGACCAGAUCACGGCGCAGCGGAACGAAGUGCGCAACGGAUACGACCAGCUCAAGAAGAGACGCACCAACGACUUCUUAGCAGGAUUCAACACGAUAACCGCAAAGCUGAAAGAGAUGUACCAGAUGAUCACGCUCGGCGGAGACGCGGAGUUGGAACUUGUGGAUACCCUGGAUCCAUUCACCGAGGGAAUUACCUUCAGCGUCCGGCCCCCGAACAAGUCUUGGAAGAACAUCUCCAACCUUUCCGGCGGAGAGAAGACCCUCUCCUCGCUCGCGCUCGUGUUCGCGCUGCACUACUACAAGCCCACGCCGCUGUACGUCAUGGACGAGAUCGACGCCGCGCUCGACUUCAAGAACGUGUCCAUCGUCGCCAACUACAUCAAGGAGCGCACCAAAAACGCGCAGUUCAUCAUCAUCUCGCUCCGCUACAACAUGUUCGAGGUGUCCAACCGGCUGGUCGGCAUCUACAAGACGGAGGACUGCACCAAGUCGCUCACCAUCGAGAACAAGCUGCCCGAAAAGCCGCAGGGGGAUAUUGCCGUCUCGUAAGAUACACACUGAUGUGACA
Cydia amplana is the source of this 4009-nucleotide messenger RNA. It is a transcript of the gene glu, whose product is annotated as structural maintenance of chromosomes protein 4. The record is from RefSeq and is a predicted model, not a curated record. Gene Ontology annotation, biological process: mitotic chromosome condensation. Lineage: Eukaryota; Metazoa; Arthropoda; Insecta; Lepidoptera; Tortricidae. The coding region runs from base 103 to 3990 and encodes 1295 amino acids. The transcript has 24 exons. Gene Ontology annotation, cellular component: chromosome; condensin complex. Gene Ontology annotation, molecular function: protein binding; ATP binding; ATP hydrolysis activity.